AUGCUCGCCAAAAAAGAUAAGCGACGACAAAGCAUAGCGUACAGGCUCGGUCACAUCUCUGACAUGUUUGAGUCGGACCGGGAUAGACACUACCGCGAUAUGCUGCGAACGCUGCAAAACACGCUGUCGUCACUACACGCCGGCAGCAACAUGGACUUCCUGGAGAAACUCGUGGACCUUGAGGAGACCCGAGAUAAGGGUCUCGUGCAGCUCAAGCUGUGGGAGCAGUACCAGCUCGACAGCGUCAAUAGCGAGUACGACGCGGAGGUGGCCGUGGCCGAGGAAGACUACACCCGUAUGGUCAAAAUGGUGCAGGAGCGGCUCAUGUCGCGAAUCACCUUGCAGCGAAAACGGCUUCGGGAGGAUCGUGCUGUUCUGGACAUUGCUAACGACAACAUGUUGCUUUUAUCCGGAGCGGGAAACCGGUCCUCAUACACAAAUGAGAUGUCUCUCGAUGACCGAGGCUCGUCGCCAUUUUUGUCUGCAGGCGACUUCGAGAGACGUCCUGUCCGACGAUCCAGAAUCACGCACACAAACGACUACGAUGACAGCGCAAUGUCUGGACGAGAAUCAGGCUCAUCCAAGCGCCGACGAGGGGGAACUACCGAGAACGACGGCUACAGGAGUGGCGGCAUUCCAUCCGAAGACAAUGCCUUUUCGGACCGAGACGGAGGACUGGAGGGUCUUCUGUUCAAGGGAGAAGAGAGCGAGAGACCUGGACGUGGUCAGGGAGGCCAUGGGUCGAGCAGACACUCGAGAAGUUAUCAGGGAGUCACUCCGCUCAAGACGGAGGAUGCCAAGGACGAUCUCAAUCAGAUCAAGUCGGGUAUUAUGAGUGCCAAGAAGAUCAAGAGGUGA
Yarrowia lipolytica CLIB122 is the source of this 858-nucleotide messenger RNA. RefSeq lists its product as uncharacterized. Gene Ontology annotation, biological process: negative regulation of transcription by RNA polymerase II. NCBI's taxonomy places the organism in Eukaryota, Fungi, Ascomycota, Dipodascomycetes, Dipodascales. Gene Ontology annotation, cellular component: Sin3-type complex. Gene Ontology annotation, molecular function: histone deacetylase binding. The record is from RefSeq and is a predicted model, not a curated record.